This is a messenger RNA of Setaria italica (foxtail millet), 1302 nucleotides long. RefSeq names its product phytochrome-associated serine/threonine-protein phosphatase 3. Gene Ontology annotation, molecular function: protein serine/threonine phosphatase activity. The coding region runs from base 214 to 1122 and encodes 302 amino acids. NCBI's taxonomy places the organism in Eukaryota, Viridiplantae, Streptophyta, Magnoliopsida, Poales, Poaceae. Gene Ontology annotation, cellular component: cytoplasm. Gene Ontology annotation, biological process: peptidyl-serine dephosphorylation. The record is from RefSeq and is a predicted model, not a curated record. The transcript has 10 exons.
UGCCGCGUCUUCUCUCCCUCGUGUUUCAUCCUUCGCUUCCUCUUCUCUCCACGCCGCCAAUAACAAACCAAAAGAUCCAUCAAUUCGCCACUUCCCUCAAUCUACCAAUUCGCCACUUCCCUCAAUCUACCACAGCAAUCCACGGGACCCUAAUUCAUAGAGGGGGACUCGAACUGGCGGAUUGGCGCUGGGGAUUUCAGCCGUCUGGGCUUGAUGGAUUUGGAUCUGUGGAUCGCCAAGGUCAAGGAGGGGCAGCACCUCGCCGAGCACGAGCUUCAGUCCCUCUGCGAAUACGUGAAGGAGAUUCUUAUCGAGGAAUCGAAUGUGCAGCCUGUCAAUAGCCCUGUGACAGUGUGUGGAGACAUCCACGGGCAGUUUCAUGACUUGAUGAAACUCUUUGCGACCGGAGGACAUGUCCCCGAUACGAAUUACAUAUUUAUGGGUGACUUUGUGGAUCGCGGGUUCAACAGCCUAGAGGUCUUCACAAUCCUUUUGCUUCUAAAAGCAAGGUACCCUGCCCACAUAACCCUUCUACGUGGGAAUCAUGAAAGCAGACAGUUGACACAGGUGUAUGGUUUUUAUGAUGAGUGUCAGAGGAAGUAUGGAAAUGCCAAUGCAUGGAGAUAUUGUACUGAUGUUUUUGAUUACCUUACUCUUUCAGCAAUCAUUAAUGGCACUGUCCUCUGUGUUCAUGGUGGCCUUUCACCUGAUGUACGGACUGUUGAUCAGAUACGAGUCAUCGAUCGCAAUUGUGAAAUUCCCCAUGAAGGGCCUUUCUGUGAUCUGAUGUGGAGUGACCCGGAAGAGAUAGAUACAUGGGCAGUUAGUCCCCGUGGAGCAGGUUGGCUUUUUGGAACAAGGGUGACUCAAGAGUUCAACCAUAUUAAUAAGAUUGAGUUAGUUUGCCGAGCCCAUCAACUGGUCCAGGAAGGCCUAAAGUACAUGUUUGAUAACGGCCUUGUAACUGUGUGGUCUGCACCUAAUUAUUGCUACAGAUGUGGCAAUAUUGCUUCUAUACUAAGCUUCAGUGAAAAUAUGGAAAGGGAGGUCAAGUUCUUCACAGAGACAGAGGAAAACAACCAGAUGCGAGGGCCAAGGACUGCCGUCCCAUAUUUUCUUUGACCCUUUUCUGUACAAUUCUUUUUGCCUGUGGCUCUUAUUUGUGUGGGCUAAAUGCCAUGGGAUAGGUGUUCAUAGUUAAAGGUUUCAGCUCAACGCAAUCUGGUGCAUUGUAUGUCAGGUUAUUUUAUCUGCCUGUACAAUAGAUAUUGAAAGAAAUACUGCUCCUGUUUACGACCUCCA